Messenger RNA from Gadus chalcogrammus (walleye pollock), 4910 nucleotides. It is a transcript of the gene lin7a, whose product is annotated as lin-7 homolog A (C. elegans). The record is from RefSeq and is a predicted model, not a curated record. Bases 93 to 776 code for a protein of 227 amino acids. Gene Ontology annotation, cellular component: MPP7-DLG1-LIN7 complex; cell-cell junction; synapse. NCBI's taxonomy places the organism in Eukaryota, Metazoa, Chordata, Actinopteri, Gadiformes, Gadidae. Gene Ontology annotation, molecular function: L27 domain binding. Gene Ontology annotation, biological process: protein localization to basolateral plasma membrane; maintenance of epithelial cell apical/basal polarity; neurotransmitter secretion. The transcript is spliced from 6 exons.
GCGCGCGCGGUGGGCGGGAGACGCGCCUCUGAUGCUGCAUCUCGCUUCCCCCCCUCGUAGUCGUUGCUCUGUCUCCGGUGAUACAAGCAGCCAUGGCGACGGUAGUCCAACCGCUCACUCUGGAUCGAGACAUCGCGCGGGCAAUCGAGCUGCUGGAGAAGCUGCAGGAGUCCGGCGACGUUCCGGGCCACAAGCUGCAGUCCCUGAAGAAGGUCCUGCAGAGCGAGUUCUGUACCGCCAUCCGGGAGGUCUACCAGUACAUGCAUGAAACCAUCACAAUCAACGGAUGCCCGGAGUUCCAGGCGCGGGCCACAGCCAAGGCGACGGUGGCGGCGUUCGCGGCCAGCGAGGGCCACUCCCACCCCCGCGUGGUGGAGCUGCCCAAGACGGAGGAGGGCCUGGGCUUCAACGUGAUGGGCGGCAAGGAGCAGAACUCGCCCAUCUACAUCUCCCGCAUCAUCCCAGGGGGCGUGGCCGAGAGGCAGGGCGGGCUCAAGCGCGGCGACCAGCUGCUGUCCGUCAACGGCGUGAGCGUGGAGGGCGAGCAUCACGAGAAGGCGGUGGAGCUGCUGAAGGCGGCGCGCGACAGCGUGAAGCUGGUGGUGCGCUACACGCCCAAGGUGCUGGAGGAGAUGGAGGCGCGCUUCGAGAAGCUCCGCACCGCCCGCCGCCGCCAGCAGCAGCAGCAGAUGCUGCAGCAGCAGCAGCAGCAGCAGCAGACGGGAAACAGCAGCCACGCGCCGUCACAGCAGCAGCAGCAGAACCACGCCUCGUAAGACCGGAGGUUGUUCCAAAAGAAGAAGUGAAGGAGAAGGCGGCGUCCAUCUUGAAAAAAUAAAAUGGCCGACAACAUGAGACGAGAGGAACGACGUGGUCUAGAUGGUCGUCUGCUCUCCUUGCAACAUACCGACAAUACACUACAGAAACUAAAGUAAUAGACCCACCAUGGAUCCUUUUCCCAUUGGGGUCACAGCAGGUAAACACAAGCGUAGCUCGCUAAUCGUUAAUCCUUCUAUUUCUGAAUUCACUGCCUGCCAGAAUUGCUCUCUUCUUGGGGAGAUUAGACCGAUUUCACAGGGUGACAUCGUAGGACUCACACAGGUGUCACUCAUAGCACUUAUCAUGCGUCUACUCCUUGACCUUGACCUUGGGUGUCUUGAAAGGCGCCUCUAAAUUAAAUGUAUUAUUAUUAUUAUUAUUACUCCUUUAUCUACCAGGGCACAGGAAGUAGAAUUACCUUCACUAGUUCAUGGUGCUGUCACAGCUGCGCUGUUGGGUCCAUUAUAAUCAAACCCUUGAGGGUUUUCCCCGCGGUUUUCUCGGAGUGGUGUGACCACUCAAUCUGAAUGACUCUGUUGACUUUGGCCCAAAAGUGGAAUUAAUGACCAUAUGCAUCCAGGUGGCCUAACUUUCCAUGGAUUAAAAUGAGUCGCGGUCAGACGUGGUGCAAUCAGGAGGUGAAAGCACUCAUCGAAAUAUGGUGGAUGACGACAUAUGUUUUUUAAAAUUGUAUAAUUAUUUAGUGACCGAAAGGUUAAAAAAUUUUGAAUUAUUUUUAUUUUUUAAGUUGUUGCAACAAUGAGUGCGCAAUGGGUGGGAAAGUGAUCGUAUUCUCUGAGCCCUGCCCUGGGACAUUAAAGGAAAAUAACCAGAGUUAGUGAUACAUGGGACACCUGUGUUUGUCCUAUGAUGAUAUAAAUGUAAUUAAAACGUUCAAUUCAAUUGUACUUGUAGAGCCCUUAACCACAGGCACAGUCUCAAAGGGCUUCACAGGCCAUACAUUUAUGACACGCCCCUGACCCUAACUCCCCCGGGGCAAGAAAAAACUCUCUUAAUUAUCAAGGAAGAGAUCUGGAGAAGGAACGCUGAGUGGGGGAUCCCUCGUUCCAGGGAUGAUCAGGAAGGCAAUGAGGGCCAUAAUUGACAUACAUUAACACGUACAGGCAAUUUUUUUUUGUUUUUCCCUUUAUGAUGCCUUUAUUAAAAGAGUAUUCAUCAGUAUUCAAGAAGCAUAAUAUCUAUCUAGCUAGAUAGAUGCGUAUCAUAGCUAGCCUGCUGUAUAUCUCAUUCAUUAUCCCCUCAAGUAAUUAUGUGAUGUUCUACAUUUUAAUGUCGGUGAAGGGCGGGUAUUUCUGUCACAUUUUGGCACAGCACCGUCAUAAACAAUAUAUAAUUACUCUGCUGAUGGUUUCGCACCGGAAUCAUUAAAUAGAACAGGUCUAUAAUUAACGAGCUAGACUUUGCUUCUGACUGCUUGAAAAGGGUCCAUGCGUUUGAGCUAAAAACACAAACUGGUGCUUUGACAAAACUAGGUGUGCAUAAAGUGACGAUAGAGUUGAAAGUCAUUUUAAGUUAUGUUUUCCUUUUCUAUAUAUAUUUGACCUUCAGUGAAAAAAGGUGUCCCUCUUUCUUCAGGUUCAACUUCUUGUGUUUGUGGUACUUUCAGUUUUAUUUUCAGUAUGAUUUGCUUUGUUAAUCUUGCUGCUUGCUGACACCUGUUUUUGCUGUGGCCUUGUCUGCCAUUUCCCAUGAAUAUUGUUUCGUACAGUGACACUUCUGAUGUUUUUGCGUUUCAACUGUUUCCCUUCUGUGUCCUCGAAUGAAUACCAAUUAAUUGUAUCUGUGUGUGUGCCCGAGUUUGAGUGCGUGAGUGUGUGUGCACAACAAGCUGUCUGAAAAAUUGUGAUAAAUCCUAUUCUGUACCCAUGUAAUAAUGAUAAUAAUUGUAGCAGAAAUAAUUAUUAUGUAUCGGAAUUAUUUAGAUUUAGCAAUAACACGUAACGUUAAAUUCCACAAUUUCGGUUCAGUAGUGUAGAGGCAUUGGACGAGGUUGACCACUUAAAGGCCAAGUCAACUGGAUCUUAUGCACUGUGUGUCAUGAGACAGCUUUCAAACCUCCUGCCACUCAAACACUGGAUGAUCAAUUCUCAGCCCAGAAGUUUACAUGCACACUCAUUAACCGAUCUCAAUCUGGUGGAGGCAGUCAUUCACAUUAUCGACUGCACCCCUUGAACAGCAUACAUUUCCGACAUCAGGUUUACCUUGAUGAUUGAUUUGAUAUACUUGUACACAUAUAUACAGUACAUAUAUGUAAGGUGUUUAUACACACCUUAACAGUACUUUGGUCAGGAUAUUUAUUCUGGCCAUGCACAGAAAGGCUGGAGAAACAUCUGAUUCAAGAGAUGCAUAAAUGGGGGUGUACAACUUCUGUUGAAUACAUCAGUGGUCAUGUAAUCAACGUGGUCAGUAUGUAAAUACCGUACCUCAGCAAGCUAAGAUGUGCAUGUAAACGUGACUUGGGCCAUUCAUUGAGAUCCUCAUUGCAGUUCUAUUGACUGCACAGUGAAUGUGCAAUAUUCCAAACUAUCACAUUGCACUCGUCGCCGUUACAAAGUCGGACAUUGAUAUAUGAAUUUUCCCAGAAGAUGUUGUCUUUUGAGAGUUGCUAUAAUACAGCCAAAACCAAAUCUUCCAAAAGAUAUUAAGUUAUAUACCCUCAUCUACCAGACAAGUAGAAUGUCAAAUUAUAUCCAUGUCGUCAGAGUGCAAAGUCUAAAGAAUAGUAGCCUAUAAGUUAGUUUAUUUUUCCAAGAACCUAUUUUUUUCGUUUCACUUCUCAAACGUGGACACAAACAUAAAGUUUUAUCAUUAAAUUCAAAUAUGUAUAUUUUGUAUGUCACCUAGAACAUUAUUUAUGAAGUCCUUUCAAAUACUAACACAUAGCUGAUAUCUGAACCAUGUCUUAUGCUAACUGAAUUCCUAGAUUUGCUUUUCUCUUUUCCCGUUGUGACGAUCAUAGUACAUUUAAUGUUGGACUCAUUGGAGUGUCCCAUCUUUCCUCUCGUAACUUAAUUCAUAAAACAUUUGUGUUUACCUCGAUAACUAAUCCUACGUUCCAACGGCCGGGGUGUAUUUAUGAAUACUCUUUAGAAAGUCACUGGGUUCGAUCCCCAUGUUCACAGACUUCCUGUAGAUUCUAACCUCGACCUGCUCCUUAAUGACGUGUAUCGUUGUGAUAUACGUUGUGAAUUGCUAUGGAUUACAAAACCUCUGCUUGAUGACUUAUAGGAGUUACACACAGCAUUUGUUCAGUGGGUUUCCAGUGAGGAGCAAUCCCCUGUUUUUUUUUAAUGUAUUCCAUGCCAACACAGCCGGUGUUGGGAAGCCCGGUUUUCCAAACACGAUUGUCUUGGAAGGUCAUGGGAGAGUUUGGUGUAAAAAAAAAGUGAUUUUAUCGUUUCGUUUUACUUUGAUGUUUGUUAUUCAACAAGUCAAUAACCCAACUUGACAGAAUCCUUUUUGUAUUGUAAAAAAUAUAAAUAUAAAUAUCACAGGUAACCUUUCUUAAUUGACAUGCAUUUUUGAAACUGGUAGUCCUUUACUUAACACACAGACAAGAAAAUAAACUACACGUUGAUAUGCAAUUGUUAUACAUACUAUAUUUGUAUAAAUAAAUCUAUGUGCUUGUGGUACAGUGAUGAAUGUGUGGACUCUUCUUUCCUUCAUCUACGUCUGAGUUAUUAAUGUGACGAUUACUACAGAACCUUGAUUGUCCUAUUCAUAUCUCACUUUAUAAUAAUGAAUCUCCUCAACAUUUUUUACCUACAAAGUUAUAAAUCUUACAGGAAAUCUUUAUUGUAAUUAAAAACAGGUUUGCUGGAGUCUAAUAGUGUCAUUUAUCAAAGGAAAACUUCUGAAUUGUUCAACCUGAAUCUAAUUUUCAGAUCAUUUUGGGUCUAGACUUGGUGGGACAAAAUAACAAACAGCCAUAAUGAGGCAUAAUGUAAAGAAACAAGUUGUAUCUCUCUGUAGGGACGACUUGGUGGGACAAAAUAACGAACAGCCAUAAUGAGGCAUAAUGUAAAGAAACGAGUUGUAUCUCUCUGUAGAGAUUUCAAUAAUGAUAGAAU